This is a messenger RNA of Rotaria sp. Silwood2, 900 nucleotides long. The record is from the annotation of a GenBank genome assembly. NCBI's taxonomy places the organism in Eukaryota, Metazoa, Rotifera, Eurotatoria, Philodinida, Philodinidae.
AUGAACAAUGAUUCAAUAGUAUUAGGUCAUUUUCUUCCAUCAUCUCUUUUACAACAAUUAACACCUCUUCGACGAUUAACAAGUACUAGUAGUGAUUCAGGAGAUAGUGGAGUUGGUCCAGUUGAAGAAGCUUUUAUUAUUUAUGAUCGAUAUAGUGGUCGGCAUCGAGGAUUUGGUUUCGUAACAUUUUCAGAUAUGGCAACAACAAAAGCUGUUUGUUCUACUCGUAUUUUUAAUCUUCAUGGAAGAAAGAUUGAAUGUAAACAAGCAUUAAAACGUGAAGAAUUUUGGCUAAUAAGGAAGGCGAUUCAAAUGAUUACAAAUCUUUUCGUCCAAGUUUAUAAUGCUUCUUUGUCACCACCACCACCGGUACCAUCAUUGACUCCUAUGCCAGCAAAUAUCCAAAUGUGUCCAAGUUCAAUACCAUUAUCAUAUGGACAAUAUCGUCAAUCAUCUCCGACGAGCAUUAAUGCUCUUGGUGGUUGGAUUGUCAAUCCAUCCAUGCAAGCGAUACCACCAAUGUUUCAACCUAUGUUUAAUCCUCAUCAACAAUAUGUUCCAUUGUCAACAAUAAUGUGGAAUGAUCCUUAUCAACAAGCAACAAUACAAUCACCUUUCAUUCAAAUUGAUUCUGUAUUUUGUGGCAAGCAUUCUAAUCUUGAAAAUUGUUUUUACAUAAUUGUAAUGGCUCAACAUCAUGGUAAUGUUGAACGUACUGGUGCUGAUGAUGAGUCAAGCAAUCUUCAACAUUUUGGUCUUUUAAAUCCUGAUGGUGGUCCAAAUGAUUUAUAUUCGUUUGACACAAAUACAGCAAAUCAACCCGCCAGUAAUGAUGAACAACACAAUCGUCAGGUUAUGCCAACUGAUCUUAAUCAUCCACAUAGUCGUGGUACGAAUUAA